AAUAUUUUGUUUGUGUAGGUAGUAGGUAGGUACUUUAAUUUUACUUUGAAAAAUAAUCUUUGUAGCAUAAAUACUAACGUUAUUGCAGUAAUAAAUUACGCGGAGGACUUAAAUCUAAUAAAUUUGAUAAAAUGAUGAAAACUGCGAUAUCUGUUCUUCAGGAGAUGAUGAUGAAGUUAGGCCAAAUUCCUGAAUAUGAAUAUAAACAGUCUGGUCCACAACACCAAGCGAUGUUUGAGUGCCGCUGCAAGACGGCCGGCGAGUCGGUGACGGCUUUGGCGCGUUCAAAGAAAGAAGCAAAGCAAGAAGCAGCCCGCCGCAUGUUGAACCAGCUGUUCCACGCGCGAGGCAUGUCUGUGCCGCCGCCCUACGCCAGGCCGCCUUCGCCCGCGCCGCCUUCGCCUGAACCGCCUUCUACGGAUAAAGCCUUACCUAGUACGGGCCCCAGCGCGAGCGCGAGCACGGGUGCCGCGCCGGCCAUCGACGUGCGCAGCUACGUGGCGCUGCUGAAGGAGCUGUGCGCGGAGUACAAGCUGGGCGAGGUGCAGUACGAGCUGGUGGGCGACGCGGGCCCGCCGCACCGCCGCCAGUUCACCGUGCGCGCGCGCCUCGCGCAGCACGAGCGCUCCGCCACAUCCACCACCAAGAAGGCGGCAAGGCAGCUCGCGUCCGAAGCGCUGUAUAAGUACUUGAGGGAGAAUCUUGCAAGGCUCACCACUGAUUUUGUUGAGGAGGAGGCGAUGGCGCGCGCGCACGAGAAGGCGAUGGAGCGGUACGUGGAGCAGCGCGGCACGUGGCGCGCGCCGCUCGGCCAGCGCGUGGCGGACUACCACCUGGGUCUGUUGACGUACAUAGAUGCAGAGAAGUUAGAGCUUGAAGAAACGCUUGAAGCCAUUUCAAUCACUGCUGAGGAGGAAGAUCCCGUCAGCGCGCUGUCGAAUGUGGCGGGCGCGCUGGGGCUGCAGGUAGAAAACGAGUGGCUGGAGACCCAGGGCGGCGGUUCGCUGUGCGUGGUGCGGCUGGAGCCCACCGCGCCGCCGCUGGCGCACGCGGCCGCCGGCCCGCACGCGCAGCGCGACGCGCACGCCCGCGCGCUGCGCUACCUGCGCCGCGCGCUCGCCCGCACGCGUCUCGCCACCCACGCGCACACGCUCGCCGAUGGACCGCUGCUCACUGCUUAAUAAGCCUCGAAGGACCAUGCCGCGCGAGCACGCCUAUUAGCUCGGUCACUAUGUAAUAAACCGAGCCGCGCGCUCGCCCUCCCCCACAAAAACUAAUGCCUACUCGAUCGCCGAUAGACAUCCCUAUGUACAUGCACAUCCAUAAGAGACAGAAAGGCAGACCAAGGGCUCCCUGAGCUGAUGAUAUUCUACAAUUGACAGGCAACGACUGGAUGAAGGCAGCUGGAAACAGGAGGAAAUGGGGACAGUUGGAGGAGGCCUAUACCCGAAAGGGGCCAGGACAUUUAACCUAACUGCAUUUUUUAAUAUUUUCAUGUAUUAUGUAUCUUUUGUUGAAAACUGUAUCUAAAUGUCAUGGAUUAUAAAGGCUAAAUAAAUAAAUAAAUAAAUGUACAUGCACCUCAAAUGACCAAACCGUGCGCUCACCCACUCUACACAAAAGUACUAGUUCGGCGAUGGAUCACAGCUCAUUGUUUGAGUAAGCCUCGAAGGACCAAAGCAUGCGCUUGGGUAGACUUUUGCGGCAAUAUUCUCUGAUUGACUUGCCCAUUCAAAGGACUUGGAACCGCUUAGAAAUGCCCGUUGUGUUCCGGCUCGAAGGACCAAGAGAAUUUUAGAAUGUUUUAGGGUAUAGUUUGUGAAUGUAACAAUUUAUAGAUCAAAAUAUAUUGGACAAUGAGAUGGUUUUGUUUUUCUUGCUAUGUAUAAAGUCCUAUUAUUCUGUGUGAGUUUUACGUCAAUUUUUAUUUAAA
Messenger RNA from Colias croceus (clouded yellow), 1933 nucleotides. RefSeq names its product RISC-loading complex subunit TARBP2-like (gene R2D2). The record is from RefSeq and is a predicted model, not a curated record. The transcript has 7 exons. The coding region runs from base 132 to 1181 and encodes 349 amino acids. Lineage: Eukaryota; Metazoa; Arthropoda; Insecta; Lepidoptera; Pieridae.